AACAAGUACACAGACAGAAGGUUCUUCUUGGCUUACAAGCUGAGAUAGAUGGCCGCCCGGGCAGCUGCACUCGUCGUCGCCCUCCUCGCCGUGCUUGUCGCCCAUGGCGUCCGAGCACACCCGGAGUUGAACCACACCUCCUCCGCCGCCCGCCAACUCCGCGGCUCCGGAGGCUGGCUCCCGGCCAAGGCCACAUGGUACGGCGCGCCCAACGGCGCCGGCCCCGACGACAACGGUGGCGCGUGCGGGUUCAAGCACACGAACCAGUACCCGUUCAUGUCCAUGACGUCGUGCGGCAACCAGCCCCUGUUCAAGGACGGCCAGGGCUGCGGAGCAUGCUACCAGAUAAAGUGCACCAACAAGAACAACCCCGCCUGCUCCGGCCAGCCCAAGACGGUGAUGAUCACGGACAUGAACUACUACCCGGUGGCCAAGUACCACUUCGACCUGAGCGGCACUGCGUUCGGCGCGCUGGCGCGGCCGGGCCUGAACGACCUGCUCCGGCACGCCGGCAUCAUCGACAUCGAGUUCCGGCGGGUGUCCUGCGACAACCGGGGCCUGACCAUCAACUUCCACGUGGAGCAGGGGUCCAACCCCGUGUACCUCGCCGUGCUGGUCCAGUACGCCAACAAGGAAGGCACCGUGUCGCAGAUGGACCUCCUCGAGUCCGGCUCCCGCUACUGGACGCCGAUGCGCCGCUCCUGGGGCUCCGUCUGGCGCCUCGACUCCAACCACCCGCUGCGCGCGCCCUUUUCCCUGCGCAUCCGCGGCGAGUCACGCAGGACGCUCGUCGCCUACAACGUCAUCCCGGCCAACUGGAGGCCCAACACCGACUACCGCUCCUACGUCCAGUACUAAUCAGCUUGGUGGGUUCGGUUGUUGAUUUUAUUUUGGUACCGUACCGUGUGAUUAUUGCAAAUUUUCAUUUUGCAAUGGGUUUGGCGAUUUUUCAGUAACGUGUGUGUGUCCUUGUGUGUGUGCGCGCGCGCGCACUUGGGGCGCGUGGGAAAUGGAGGAGGCAAAGUGUGUUAUACAUGUGUGCUAGCUCUCCCGCCCACCGGCGAAAGUGCGUACAACUAGUGUGCGUUCCAUGACUAGAGUGAUAUACAGCGUGUAACCAAAUCGCGGGGGUUAUGCCUCGUCAAUGGAUCAUUAAUAACUACUUUGUCGAUCACAUGAUUCCGAUUA
Setaria italica (foxtail millet) is the source of this 1188-nucleotide messenger RNA. Its product is annotated as expansin-B2. NCBI's taxonomy places the organism in Eukaryota, Viridiplantae, Streptophyta, Magnoliopsida, Poales, Poaceae. Bases 49 to 858 code for a protein of 269 amino acids. The record is from RefSeq and is a predicted model, not a curated record. Gene Ontology annotation, cellular component: extracellular region. The transcript has 3 exons. Gene Ontology annotation, biological process: sexual reproduction.